ACUUUUACAGGUGAAGGUUGACUUAAUUGAACUGUCAGAAAAAGGAUGCAGUGACUUCGACUUGCAGGCAGAACUGGAGAGGUCGUUUUUGUCAGAACCAUCGUCUCCUGGUCGAACAAAAACCACAAAAGGCUUUAAACUUGGCAAACACAAACAUGAGACAUUUAUAACUUCCAGUGGAAAAUCUGAAUACAUUGAACCUGCCAAGAGGGCCCACAUUGUGCCCCCACCUAGAGGAAGAGGCAGGGGAGCAUUUGGCCAAGGCAUUCGGCCCCACGACAUCUUUCGUCAGAGGAAGCAGAAUACAAGCAGGCCGCCUUCGAUGCAUGUUGAUGACUUUGUGGCUGCAGAGAGCAAAGAAGUAGUUCCACCAGAUGGGAUUCCUCCUCCAAAGAGGCCACCAAAAGUUUCACAGAAGAUCUCAUCACGUGGUGGGUUCUCAGGGAACCGAGGAGGGCGAGGAGCCUUUCACAGCCAGAAUAGAUUCUUCACACCACCUGCUUCAAAAGUUGUGCUUUUUCAUUUAGGAAACUAUAGUCGCCGUGAAGGAGCGAGAGGGUCAAGCUGGAGCGCACAAAGUUCUCCACGAGGCACUUACAAUGAAAGCAGGGGAGGCCAAAGCAAUUUUAACCGGGGCCCACUUCCACCUCUGAGGCCAUUAAGUUCUGCAGGCUACCGGCCCAGUCCUCGUGAUCGUGCUUCCAGAGGCCGUGGUGGAAUUGGACCUUCUUGGGCAAGUGCAAAUAGCAGCGGUAGUGGUGGCUCAAGGGGCAAGUUUGUUAGCGGAGGCAGUGGAAGAGGUCGCCAUGUCCGUUCUUUUACUCGAUAAAUAGACCUUUGAGAACAUCCUGACUGUGAACAUUUCAAGAUGGUGACAAAAGUGUAAUUGAGGACCAAUGCUAGACUUACUGGUAUCUGGGGGCAGCAAGGUUUUUUUUUUCCCUUUUUUGAAGAAUUCAUUUUUGUUUGAUACGAGAUCUGAGAUUUCAAUAAAACUUUUUUUGUGUGUGAA
Molecule: messenger RNA, 1012 nt
Organism: Varanus komodoensis (Komodo dragon)
Lineage: Eukaryota; Metazoa; Chordata; Lepidosauria; Squamata; Varanidae
Product: protein virilizer homolog
Exons: 4
Coding region: 323-829 (168 amino acids)
Cellular component (GO): RNA N6-methyladenosine methyltransferase complex
Molecular function (GO): RNA binding
Source: RefSeq, a predicted model, not a curated record